CUCUUUCAUCAGAUUUCCUUUGGUACCUUUGGACCCGGAAGUUCAGGGAAACACCAACUCUUCCAGCGGUUUGUUAGUGGCCUCUUUCCAGGAGGUGCGUGUUCCUGAAGCUUCCACGUUUUUUGCCUCGGAAAGGAAGCCGCUUGGGGGCUUCCUGGAAGACCCACACCAGCAGUGAUGGCUGCCCCCACGCAACUGACUGAGAGCACCACCACAGUGGGUGGGCAAACCCUGUUCUACCGGCAGGCACAGCCUGCUCAGCAGAGUCCUCGGCUUUCCGUCUUGCUGCUUCACGGCAUUCGUUUCUCAUCAGAGACUUGGCUCAAUUUGCAGACUCUGUCUAAGCUGGCGGAAGCUGGAUAUCGUGCUGUGGCUAUUGACUUGCCAGGAUUUGGUCGUUCCAAAGAGGCUGUUGCCCCAGCUCCUGUCAGAGAGCCAGCACCCGGCAGCUUCUUGAAGUCUGUCUUCGAGGCCCUGCAGUUAGACCAGGCAGUGGUGAUCAGCCCAUCUCUCAGCGGGAUGUAUUCACUUCCAUUCCUCUUCCAGCACAAUGAGAUGCUUAAGGCCUACAUUCCGGUGGCACCCAUCUGCACAGAGAAAUUCCCAGCCACACAAUAUACCAGUGUCAAAACACCAGCACUCAUUGUAUAUGGAGACGAGGAUACCCAGCUGGGGGAAGUCAGCCUGAACAACUUGAAGAACUUACCUAAUCACAAGGUGAUGCUGAUGAAAGGGGCAGGCCAUGCCUGUUACCUUGACAAGCCAGAUGAGUGGCACCUUGGGCUGCUAGACUUCCUGAAGAGCAUAGAGUGAAGAGUAAAUUGGCUCUGCAACCUCCCCAACCCACCCAUGAUGAUCAGUGAUUUCCACAUCUCUCUGGUGUAUGCUUCCUGGGUAUUGGGAUCUCUCAAUUCUGUCAACAGCUAAACAGGACUGGAGUCCUUUUGGGACUACCCAAUAAUUUUAAAACUAAAAGGAUAUGCAAAUGGCUGAGGCUGCAUCCAAAGCACGUCCACUGCUUCAUGUUUCAUUAAUUGCAUAUUCAGAGUGACCCCACCCCCAACUUUUGCUCCCUUGGCCUUGGGAUACAUAAGGUCACCCUACAUUUCACAUAUAAGGAUCUGUUACACAAACAUAGUGAGACUUGCGUGUAAUUUUGCCAUUUCAUAAUCUGACACGAAAUCCACCUCUUUUUCAUGACUCACCCAUGAUUGUGAUAUUUUUCUCUCUUUUAUUUAAAUGAACACAAAAGCCAACAAACUCAUGAUGGGCUGGCUGAGACAGGUGCAGUAAAGGUGGGAUAAUGUACGUUUCCUCAACCAAAGAGCCCUUCAGAGUCAACCCUCACUGCUCUGUGGAAUUCUUUGCUAUCUUUGCCCUUGACAUCUCUUCCAGGGUACAUUGUCUUCACUACAGAACUUUUUGCUAUUUCACUCCUGUGGUGUAUGCACAAUCUCUGUCAGAACCUGUUUCUUCCUGCUUUGGGUGGCAAAACUGUAUAUUCUGUUACUCAGAGCACACAGUGGCAGCCAGGUGCUUUGUGACAAGCAAUUAUUAGGACUAAUGCUGACUUCAUCACCCUCAGUGACUUUGGAGAGAAUCAUCUCGUGGGACAAAACCUUUCCCAUCUCCUGGCCUGUUGCUCUCUUAACUGUGCAAUCUGAUGUACAUGUCACUCAGAAGUAUCAUUGAGUCCAAUGGAACUUACCCUCAGAUAAGAUUGCAGCUUAAGUCUCUCAAUGAUGUGUAUAUGUUAAAUACCAUCACCUCUUCUAAAGCCUGAGCCUUCCAAGAACAUGUUACUACCCAUUUUGAAAAAUUAUUGUUUUCUGUGGUUUUCAUGAUUACUGUCUCGAGUGGUUAAAUUAGACAGUCCUAAGAGGCAUCUUAGAAGUGUAACAUACAGUUAAUGGGACAUGUCAUAAUAUUGUUUGUCUGUGGUAGCAACAAUAGAUGGAAACAGCGCAAGGACACACUGUACACCAGUGUUGGGGAAUCUGUGGCCUUCCUUAUGUUGUUAGACUACAACUCCCAUCAUCCCUCACUUGCUGGCUGGGGCUGAUGGGAGUUGGGAGUCCAACAACAUAUGAAGGGCUGCAUUUUUGUCAUCUCUUCUAUACACCUUGGGAGAGACUGGAGGGAGGAAGCAUUGCUCACCUACUUCAAGGAGAACAUUCUGUUGCUGCUCUAUACCUGAAACAUCUUGGAUAUAAUCAAAGGGGCCCCUGCAUUAACAAAGAGAGUACAGACUUCGAAUAAUAAACUGCUGGAGCAGGAAAAUGAAUUAAAUUAGCUGUGCAAGUUCUACCUGGAUUUUUGGCGAGUUCCUGCUAAAUAACAUUUUUGUCAAAACUAAUUCUUUUUGAUCAAAUAAAACUCUUGAUUUAUA
This is a messenger RNA of Rhineura floridana, 2389 nucleotides long. Its product is annotated as putative protein-lysine deacylase ABHD14B. The record is from RefSeq and is a predicted model, not a curated record. The coding region runs from base 178 to 813 and encodes 211 amino acids. Lineage: Eukaryota; Metazoa; Chordata; Lepidosauria; Squamata; Rhineuridae. Gene Ontology annotation, cellular component: cytoplasm. The transcript is spliced from 4 exons.